AUUUAAUUCCAUUGUCAACGACCACGUCAAGAUUACUACCAUGUAUUUAUCAUCCAAUUCAUGAUGGGGUUUUGCAAGUAAUUAGUCUAGAUUUUGAAUUCCAAACCGCAACAUGAAUCCCACAAACCGUUGCACGAAAGAAGACGUAGAAGAAUGGCUAAAACCUACUUUACGAAAAGAAGGUUUAAAAGACUACACAAUUAAUAUAUCAGGAAGUUCAGCAAAAGGCGAUGGCUAUCUGGGUGACAUAACCUUUGUGGAAGUUAGUGGCAAAUCUGCAACAAACGAAGAAAAAGUGUACAGUUUUGUGAUCAAAAGUGGAAAGAAAAGCACCGAAUUACGUGACAUUAUGCCUAUAAAAUCAGCUUUUGAAAAUGAAAUGCUCUUCUACAACAAAAUUCUACCAGUAUUCAUCGAUUUUCAGAAAGAAAAGGGUGUAAAGGAACCGUUUAAUAAUGCCCCGAAAUGUUACGAUACAAUAAUUUUGGAGGAUAUGGAAGUGUUGAUUUUAGAAAAUCUCAAGCAAAGAGAUUUCAUUUUACACGAUCGCAAGUUUCCGAUGAAUAGGGCCCACGUGGAAAAAGUUGUGAAGACGUACGGUAAACUACAUGCUAUUUCAUUUGCUUUACGAGACCAGAAACCAGAUCUAUUUAAACAAUUGUCACGAGAAUUGGUAGACAUCCUUAAACUUAUAAAAAAAACCAUGAAGCCUCCUCCAAAAACAUAUAACCUAUAUGGGACCAUUAUAAAAUAUGCAGAAGAGGACAACGAACACGAAGUUGUUGCAAAAGCUUAUUCUUUACAUGAAAAAGUAGAAAACGCGCAUGAAAUAACAAACCCCAACGAUCCUUAUGCAGUCAUUCUUCACGGAGAUUGUUGGAAUAACAACUUUAUGUUUAAAUAUGCGGACAACAAGUCCAGUCUACUUGAUGUAUGUUUACUGGACUUCCAACUAAGCAGAUUAGCAUCACCUGUUUAUGACCUUUCCUAUUUCCUCUUUACUUCUAUUUCUGAAGUAGACAUAAAAGAUUUUGACGAAAUUGUAGAACUAUAUUAUCGUAGCUUGUCAGACUCUUUAAGAGAAAUGGGAAGUGACCCUAAUCAAAUGUUUCCUUAUGAAGAACUACUGAAACAGUGGAAAACUUAUUCCUUGUUUGGGCUCAUGAUGAUGCCAAAUAUUAUAAACAUUUGUUUGUCCGAACAAGACGAAGUUCCUGAUUUAGUGGAAGCAGCAGAAUCUGAUGGAGAUUUUGGUAAGAUGUUUAUAAGGUCUGUAAAAAGUAAAGAACAGUAUCGCAGAAGAACAAUACCUAUCAUAAAGCUGGCGAUUGAAAAAGGAUUUGCGCAGUGACUGUAACUGACUAAUAUAAAGUAUUUAUUAUUA
This is a messenger RNA of Zophobas morio, 1384 nucleotides long. RefSeq lists its product as uncharacterized. The coding region runs from base 113 to 1351 and encodes 412 amino acids. The record is from RefSeq and is a predicted model, not a curated record. Lineage: Eukaryota; Metazoa; Arthropoda; Insecta; Coleoptera; Tenebrionidae. The transcript has 3 exons.